GCGGCUGCGUAUCGUAUGUGCUCGGCUCUUCGUGCUCCGUUCUUCCAGCUUCUUUGUUGUUCUUUUUUAAAUUUUUUUUUGUUAUCGACUUUUAAUUCAUAAAGAAAAGAAAUUUAUCGUCGAUAAGGAACGCACUCGAUGCGCGUCAACAUUCGAAUGACAACAACCAACAGUGAGUGAAACUCUCGCGCGAGUUGCUACACCGUCACAUGUAAAAGAUAUAUAACUCCUGUCCGAACCUGUGUCCGUGCUAAAUACAUGUACGAGCAGCGAGUAAGAGUUCGCUUGCCGAUGAUACGAAUGAGCAAUAAUUUACAUAUGCGAUAAAAACAACUCGUGGGCUCGUCGUCGUCGUCGUGUCAUCGCUCUCCGAUACUUCGAUAUAGAGCAGUGCACGAUAAACACCGAAGUUCGCUCGAUGAACGAAGUGCCAUCGACGAAAUAUGGAAUAAUUAUGCCAGUGCGAUAACUUUUAUCGUCGUUCACACUUUUUUUUUUUGAUAGUAAAAAGAAUAUAUCGAGAAUAGGUGCGCGCGAGGUGCCACAAUCGAACGUGUACCAUGUUGCUACCGCUGUUGUUGCUACUAGCUGUCAAUCUUACGAACGGCGACGUUCAACAAUUGCCCCAUUGCAAAGAUCAGCCGUCUGUCGUCCCCGAGACUCCAGAAAAUCCAAGAAGCUUAAUAUUUAUCAGUACUUUGGAUGGAAAGCUCACUGCGCUGGAUGCAGCGAAAAAUGGAGAAAAACGUUGGUCCUUGGAUUGGAAUGAAGAACUAUUAUCCUCCAGUAUUCACAGAAGAGAUCUAAACAGUAAUGGACAAUGGGUUAGGCUGAUCCCUUCAUUAAAUGGAGGACUGUAUAAGUUUGAUGGAAAGAAUUUGGAAGCAGUUCCAGUUACAGUGGAUCAACUUUUAAAAUCAUCUUACAGAUAUUCCGAUAACUUGAUUUUUUCUGGAGGCAAAGAAACCAGAACAUAUGGGAUUUCCAGUUCAACAGGUAAAGUCAUUUAUGAAUGUAUAAUGAGAAGUUGCAAUGAUGCAAAUAAUAAAGAAGAAAAACAAGAAGAUGAAGAUGUGCUUGUUGUCCAACGACAUCAACAUAUUGUGAGAGCAGGAGAGCCAAAAACAGGAAUAGAAAGAUGGAAUUUCAGUGUUGGACUUCAUGAUUUAAGUAUUAUUCCUAAAUCUAAUUCUAAUUGUAAUCUGAGUAGUACAUUCAACUUGACAAUUGAUCUAAGAGCUGUUGUGCCAGAUGGACUACUGACUGCAUAUAAAGAUAAAAAUUCUACAAUUAAACUUUGGGAAUAUAAGUUUGAUGCUCCAAUUGUAUCGGUGUGGAAAGAAGAUCAAGUCAUUGAUAACGGUGAAUUAACUCAAUUGAAGGAAUUGAAUCUAUUUGAUUCAGUUCCUGCUAACCCAGUAUUAGAUCCAAAUUACACUUCAAACCCUGGCUUGUACAUUGGCAUGUAUGCCAAACAACUGUACAUACAAGAAAACCCAUACAUUAAUGAACAUCUUGACGCUUUUUCUAAAUCACUGGUCAAAUACCCUUGGAGACCUUACCCAGUUUUAGAUAAGGACGGAAGUUGGAAGAAUAUUGUAUAUAAAAAGCCAAAUGAUGUUGAUAGUACAACUGCAUUAUCCGUUCUAUAUAACACGGAAUAUGUGAAUGGAAAUGGAUAUUAUUUAUAUCCCAGAAAAGAAAUCCCUUUUGCAAAGGAUAAUAAAUUCAAUAAAACAGAACGCAUAAUUAGGCCUGCCAGAAAACCUUCACUUAUUGAUGAAGAAAUUGAUGAUACUCAAGUCCAAGUUAUAAUAGUUUCUUUAUGGUAUUGGUGGAGAGAAAUUGCUAUUAUUUCCAUUACGUCUGCACUUUUACUUAACUAUUACAUAACGCACAAAUAUUUAAAUGAGAAAGAAACAAAAAAUGCUGUGCCACCGCCUUUCUCUUAUGAAUUUCACGUAGUAAAUUCAACGGAACAACCUCGAAAAUCUGUGAGCGAAGACAGUGAAAAUUUUCAAUCUCGUUAUUUGACAGAUUAUCAACCAGUUGCCUGCCUUGGCAAGGGUGGUUAUGGUGUUGUUUUCGAAGCUAAAAAUAAAAUAGACGAUUGUAAUUAUGCCAUUAAAAGAAUCGCUUUACCAAACAGUCAAUCGUCUAGAGAGCGCGUUAUGCGCGAAGUUAAAGCUUUGGCAAAGCUCGAACAUCACAACAUAGUUCGUUAUUUCAAUUCUUGGCUUGAGUGCCCUCCACCAAAAUGGGUAGAAGAUCAUGAUAGAGAAUGGUGUAAGAAAAAUGACUUUACUGCUUCGGAUAUUACUGCAGAUUCGACUGCGGUUGACUCGUCGCAAAAUAUCGACGCAUUAUCAAGUGAUACAGUUUCAGUGGAUAGUGCUUGGGAGGCACUCGACAUGAACGCUUACGUAAAUACUUCUCCUCGAUCUGAUAAUAAACGUAAAAACAUUGUGAAAAAGGGUGGAGAAAAUGAGAGAGAAAAAACGGAAGCAGAAAGUGAAGAAUCAGAAGAUUCCGAAUCAGUCGUUUUUGAAGAUUCCAUUGGUCACAAAUGGGAGUCAAACACUAAUGAUCUAGAUGAUUCCGACGAAUCCGUUGUAUUUCAAAAUUCUAUUGGUCACAAAUCAGAGUCAACAAUAAAUGAUCCACUAAAUUCUGAUGAAUCUAUUGCAUUUCAAAAUUCUACAGGACAUAAAUCGGAAUCAACAAUAGGUGAUCCAGAAGAUUCCGAACAAUCAAUCGUUUUUAGAAAUUCUGGUGAUGAUGAUUCGAUUUCAAUGUCAAAUAAAUCAGAAAACAGUGAAUCUAUAGUUUUUGCUAAUUCAGCCGGUAAGGAUUCGGAAUCAAAAAGAAGUAAAUCAGGAUAUAGCGAUUCAAUCGUUUUUGCAGAAUCUCACGAUGGAAAAUCUGAAGCUACAGAGGAAUCAAUAUUUUUCGAAAAUUCUAAAUCUAAAAAGUCAUCAUUAUCUGAGCGAAAAUCACAAUUGAACGUAAAUUUAAGAAAACGAAAGGAUAGUUAUAAAUCAAAUCCAAAAAUGUUCCUCUAUAUACAGAUGCAACUGUGCCAAAGACUAAGUCUCAGAGAGUGGUUGAAAGCAAAUAAAACACGUAAUAUUGCUCAAGUAUUGAAUAUGUUUUUACAAAUUAUCGAUGCCGUUGAGUACGUUCAUCUUCAAGGAUUAAUACACCGUGAUUUAAAACCCUCAAACAUUUUCUUUGCCCUCAACGAUAAAAUAAAAAUUGGCGAUUUUGGGCUGGUAACUGCGAUGAUGGAGGGCAUCGGUGCCGAUCAAACACAAUCUAACACAUCAACGGGUGAAUUAAAAAUUUUCAAAAAGCACACUGCUCAAGUAGGAACAACCUUAUACAUGUCUCCGGAGCAGAUGAAUGGAGACCAUUACAAUUAUAAAGUUGAUAUUUACUCACUUGGAAUAAUAUUGUUUGAAUUGCUGAUACCCUUCGAUACGGAAAUGGAAAGAGUUGUUGCUUUGUCAAAUUUGAGAAAAUCAACUUAUCCUGAUGGUUUUGACACCAAGUAUCCAGAAGAGUAUAAAUUAUUAAAAUUGAUGCUCGAUUCUAAUCCGGAGAGACGUCCGACGACUCUUGGCAUCAGAGCCCGACCUCCACUUGUUAAUAAAAGUCAGGUUCUAACUAGUCAAAGUACCGAUGCUAAUACCAGUGCUGAUUGGCAUUUUGAAUUACCGCUGAUGACUAGGAAUUUAUCCACGUCCAAUACGACCAGUGGCAGUGAUACAACUGAUAAUGUUUCAUAAACAUUAUGUUUUGCUCUUUAUAAAUGUGAUAAAUGCAUACACAUUAAUUUUUAAGUAACGUUUACAUAAUUGAUAUGUAAGAUUGAGAAUCUGAAAAGAUUUGUAUGAGACUCGGAAGUAUUUACGAUCCAUCAAUUAUUUUUAAGUAUCAAGAUUUCACGCAAGUUGAAUUCAAUAACUCAUCCCACUCAUAUUAAGUGAUAUUAUUAUGGAAAAAUUGUUAAAAAAAGUUAUGAUAUUGUAUGUAAUCUUUAGGAUUAGUAGUAAAUGACCAUUAAGUUUGAAACUGCAUCUUAUGACCAAAUCCACAAAAUAUUUACAUUCUCGUGUAUAUAUUCAUAUAACUUUUAUUAACAUCGCCAUAUAUCAUUUUUACUAAUCUAC
Molecule: messenger RNA, 4172 nt
Organism: Trichogramma pretiosum
Lineage: Eukaryota; Metazoa; Arthropoda; Insecta; Hymenoptera; Trichogrammatidae
Product: eukaryotic translation initiation factor 2-alpha kinase-like
Exons: 12
Coding region: 561-3788 (1075 amino acids)
Biological process (GO): protein phosphorylation
Molecular function (GO): protein binding; protein kinase activity; ATP binding
Source: RefSeq, a predicted model, not a curated record